UUUCUUCCAUUUGUGAGUCCCUGCUGCAGAGUGGACAUACAUCACUGUAUGGUCUGCAUCACUACAACUACAGACAACAACUUUACCCUUUCUUGAAUGGAUGUCAGAAGUUCGGACUCAACUAAUUAAUAAACAAGAAAUUCUGCUCAAAUUCAACAACGAUGUGGACAUUUUUUUUUACCAGAUGAUGAAACAGAAUUUAUGUUUCCGAUGUUAUCACUGGGCCGUUGCAGCAAAAUAGAACUAAGUAUUUCACUAAGGAACAAGCUCACUGAGUCUGUCUAGGGUCACGUGGUCAGAUGUGGAAAAGCAGUGUGAUGACAAUGUUCCGGACUCUGGUAGUAGUGUUGGUAAGUUUGUCAUCUCUUGGACAUGGAAAUGUUACCCAGACAAAAAUCAAGAUGGGCGUAUUGCUGAUAUCCGAUGAUCGGGUACCAUUCAGCGUGCAAAGGGUGUACCCAGCCAUUGAAAUUGCCAUGGAGACCGUGAACACCAAAUACCUGAACGACAGCUACGCUCUGGAGAGUGAGCUACAGGUGUUUGACAAUGUUUGUAACUCCAGAAAUGCUACAGGUUUUGCAGCAAAACUGUUCUACGAGAACCACGUGUCUGUGUUCGUAGGUCCAGCCUGCGUCUACGCUCUGGAAGGAGUUGGUCGUGUGGCGAGCUUCUGGAAUAUUCCUGUUAUUACAGGUUUGGGAGACGGAGGGCAGUUCAAAAACAAGACUGAGUACUCCACCCUGACCAGGUUUUCCUAUUGCCAGUGUCGUCUGCGAAGUGUCUUCGGCAGUGUUUUGAAAGAGUUUGGCUGGAAGGACCUGGUCAUCAUCUAUGAUGUGGAUGAUGUGCAUUCCAACGAACUGGGGAUGACACUCAACGAGGGCUUGACGCAAGAGGGAUACAUGCCGAUCGUCAUCAAGUACUGCGAGUGCAGCAGCCAGAAAAUUCAGAGCAUCCUUCAAGACGCGAGUAAACAUGCCCGAGAUGGCUGUCAGCCUGACUGGUGGCUGUUCUGGUUUCUUGCAGUUGUAAUCCUGAUCCUACCCGGGGACACACUGCGCAUGUUCAUGCUGGCUGCUCACGGCCUUGGCUACCCGCAAUCCGGAGACUACGUCUUCCUGGACGUGCAGCUGUUCACCUUCCCGGGACCCUACUGGGGCGACCACGACUGGCGACGGGACGACGACAGCGACGCCGCAGCCCGGGAAGCCUACGAUGCCAUCCUAAGGCUGUCGUUGUCGCUCACUGAGGGCGAUGACUGGCAGACCUUUUGCCGAGAGAGUGAAUUUUUUAUUGGAGCGUUUCAUGAUGCCAUACUGCAUUAUGGAGAUGCUCUGAACAAGACUCUGUCACAAGGUGGCGAUAUUUUGGAUGGCUACACCAUCUCACGGUACAUGUGGAACAAGACAUUCAUAGGAGUUACAGGCGAAGUCAUCAUUGACAGAAAUGGAGACAGGGUCACCAACUUUGCCAUUCUAGACAUGAAUAUGGACACCGGACAUUUUGAGGUAGGGACUGCUUGA
Messenger RNA from Pomacea canaliculata, 1523 nucleotides. Its product is annotated as atrial natriuretic peptide receptor 3-like. Gene Ontology annotation, molecular function: signaling receptor activity; peptide hormone binding. Lineage: Eukaryota; Metazoa; Mollusca; Gastropoda; Architaenioglossa; Ampullariidae. The record is from RefSeq and is a predicted model, not a curated record. The transcript is spliced from 6 exons. Gene Ontology annotation, cellular component: membrane. Bases 300 to 1523 code for a protein of 407 amino acids.